Acanthoscelides obtectus is the source of this 178-nucleotide messenger RNA. NCBI's taxonomy places the organism in Eukaryota, Metazoa, Arthropoda, Insecta, Coleoptera, Chrysomelidae. The record is from the annotation of a GenBank genome assembly.
AGUUGUGGAUGAAUUCGUUAUCAAUUUGAAUCGAACUGACAGUGAUAGUGAUUCUUUCGAAACUGAAGAUGAAGAUUCAGAAGGAGAAGAGGACGAUAGCAGAAUUUUUGGUGUAGAAUCGGCAGGAGACUCUAUAGUUCAUGAAGCCAAUUCUGAUAAGACGUACAUCAAUCUUUGA